CAAAAUAUGACAUUUGACAUUUGUUUGGUUUGAGAUUAAAAAGAAGAAGUAGAAGAGUCGAUAGCUGGCACCGAAGAGCGACUGUGCGUGAGAGAGAGCGUUUUGUAGCGCGUGCUGCGUGAUUUUUACCAUCUAACACCGUCACUCCCGUGAGGGUCACACACUGUCCCCCCCAACAGAAACAUCAAUACCAUCUGCCACACGCUCGACAGUCAUCCCCCCCACCAUCUCCCACAGAGCUAAAAAAAAAAACACCGGGACAGGAAAGGAAAGGAAAAAAAAAGAAGUGCGAGGAAGGGACAAUCUCCUGCCCACCAUCUUUGUGGUCAAAUGGUUGACUCUGACACGGUAUCCCCAUCAAGCGGUUCGGCCGAUGGCGUUGCUGCGCAAUCGACAGCUCAAGCGCCAUCUGGGGGCUCGCAGCAGGCAUCAGCUGCCGGCGGAAGUGCCGCUGCUGCCCAAAAGCAAACCAAGGAAAUUGUCGCUUUGAAGGUGAGCGGCUUGGUGAAGUGGUUCAAUGUGAAGAGCGGCUAUGGAUUCAUCAAUCGCAAUGACACCAAAGAGGACGUCUUUGUGCACCAGAGCGCCAUCAUCCGGAACAAUCCGAAGAAGGCUGUCCGGAGCGUUGGUGAUGGUGAACUGGUGGAAUUUGACGUUGUUGUGGGUGACAAGGGCAACGAGGCGGCCAAUGUGACGGGACCGGAUGGGGAACCGGUGCGCGGAAGUCCGUAUGCGGCUGACAAACGGCGCCUCUAUCGAUUGUGGUAUCAGCGCAAUCGCAGCAGAAUGACCAGUGACUACUUUGGCGGCGGCGGCGGCGGCGGCGGCAGCGGUGGUCGAGGUGGUAAGAAGGAGGCCACCGAAGGGAGUGAGGAGAGCGACGGUGGGCAGCAGCAGCAUCAGGCGCCAUCCCAUCAGCGUCCUGUUCGUCGUUUCCGUGGCCGCGGCGGCGGCGGCACUCGUUCCCACUAUGGUACCGGCGGCGGCGGUGGCGGCGGCGGCUACUAUGACACGGGGCGUGGCGGUAGGCGCCGCGAGAUGGUGGACGAUGCCGGCGGGCAGGAAGAUGGCGGCGGCGGCGGCGGCGGCGGUGGCCAGAGGGGUCGCGGUCGAGGCUCCGGUACACCAAGACGUUUGUUCCGGCGCAGCUUUCGCGGUGGAAUGAGCCGCGGCGGCGGUGGUGGCGGUGGCGGUGGCAUGGGACCACCACAGCGUCGGCCACCGCCUGCACAGUCAGCUGAAGGGGGCGGCGGCGGCGGCGGCGGCGGUGCUGGCGGCAAGCAAAACCAGGGCGGCGGCGGCGGCGGCGGAGGACCACCAAAGCGACGUGGUCGUGGAAAAUGGAGGCCAACGGGCCGGCCAAAAGGUAGAAGUGGUUUGGCAGCGGGCGGCGGCACGGCUGACGCAAAUGGCGACCAUACGGCCCAAUUAGAUGGCGCCACAGGCGAAAGCAACGUUUAAACAAAGCAAAAAAAAAAAAAACAAAAACAAAAAAACAAGAAAAACACAAAGAAAAACGGCAGAAAUGGAUAGCAAGAAUGUCAAAUAGACAUCCCCCGGAUCCUUUUUCCUUUUUCCUCCCACCCCCCGCGCCACCAAAAUUCCUCCCACAAUUCACUUUUGCAUGGCUUGCGGUUCUUUUUGUUAUUGUUUUUCUUUUAAAUUGUUUUUCUUUUUCUCCCUUUUUGUAUAACCUCAAAGCACCGCCCACUUUCAAUGACGUUUGUUGCUUUUCUUUUUUGUUUUUUUUUUGUUCAAAUGGCCAUAGGGAUCCUCUGCAAAUGCUUCUAACCAAAAAAAAAAAACAGACACAAUUGUCACAAAUCUGUAACAGAUGGCGUUGAUGUUUUUUUUUUUGAGAACAGUCUGAGAAUCCUUUUCCGGGAAUGCUUUAAUAUAAUAUUCAAGGAAGUCGUGAAAACAAUGUCUUGAGAACACUUUGGGAAUUAUCUCAAUGAAAUUUCAUUGAGAACACUUUUGAACACGUCAAAAAAACCAUUUUGCAAAAUUUUUGGGAACACUUAAAAGCUUGAGAAUUUAAAUACAAUUUAGGAAAUGCUUAGAAAACAUUUUGAGAACGGUUUGAAAAUCAUUGGAAGUCAUGAAAAACGGUUUUGAGAACACAAUAUGGAUCCUUUAAAGGGCUUAAGAACACUUUGGACCCAACGAAAAGUGACACAGGGCUCUCUAGGGGGCUCUAAGAACACUUCAAAAGCUACGAAAAGUCUAAAUCAUGUUUUUCCGCCAUUUUCAAGAAAAUUUCGCAACAAAAAGCCAGUGAUAGGCCUAGAUGAGGUUACAGAAAUGCGAUUUCUUCAUUGCAAAAUUUGGAUUGAGGCAAAUUCGGACGAUAUUUAUACAUAAAUAAUGCAAAUUUUGGAAAAUUGGAUGCGAAAUGCAUAAAAGUGUCUGAAAAACUUUAAAGUUGAUUUUCUCGGAAACCAUGAGAGAUAGAGGCCUCAACUUUACAUUUGUUUAGAGGCCUCUAUCAGUGACCUGCGAGAAUCCGCGAAGAUUUUCAUUGCCCACGAAUAAUACGCGCACGGGAAAAUUCUCUAAAAAAAAAAAUGAGUGUUCCCCGAAAAAUACGCGCACCGUGAAAAUCCGCGGGAACUUCGCAUCGCGCGAAAAAAUACACGCCUCGCGGAAAAAUACGUGCCACGUGAAAAUUUUUGGAAAAAAAAUCCCGUUUCGAGAAAAUCCGUGAAAAAAAUCGCGUUCCGAGAAUCCGUCAAAAAAUUCGCGUCUCGAGAAAAUCCUCGAAAAAAUUCACGUCCCGCGAAAAUCCACGAAAAAAAUCGUGUCUUGAGAAAAUCCGCGAAAAAAUUUGCGUCUCGAGAAAAUCCCCGAAAAAAUUCGAGUCUCGAGAAAAUCCGCGAAAAUAAUCGCGACUCGAGAAAAUCCGCGAGAAAAAUCGCGCCACUCGGAAAUCCGCGAAACAAAUUUGCGUCCCGAGAAAAUCCGCGAAAAAAAUCGUGUCUUGAGAAAAUCCGCGAAAAAAUUUGCGUCUCGAGAAAAUCCUCGAAAAAACUCGAGUCUCGAGAAAAUCCGCGAAAAUGACUCGAGAAAAUCCGCGAGAAAAAUCGCGUCCCGAGAAAAUCUGCCAAAAAAUCGCGCCCUGUGAAAAUCCGCAAAAAAAAUCGGGUGCCGCAAAAAUCCGCGAAAAAAUUUGCGCCUUGAGAAAAUUCGGGAAAAAAUUUGCGUCUCGCGAAAAUCUGCUAAAAAAUUCGUUUCGAGAAAAUCUGCGAAAAAAAUCGUGUCUCGAAAAAAUCCGCAAAAAAUCGCGUUUCGAGAAAAUCCGCGAAAAAAUUCGUUUCGAGAAAAUCUGCGAAAAAAUUCGUGUCUUGAGAAAAUCCGCGAAAAUAAUCGCGACUCGAGAAAAUCCGCGAAAAAUUCGCGUCUCGAAAAAAUCUGCGAAAAAAAUCGCGUUUCGAGAAAAUCCGCGAAAAAAUACGCACCCUGUCAAAAUCCGCGUAAAAGUCCAGUGAAAAUCCGCGAAAAAAUUCGCAUCUCGGGAAAAUCCCUGAAAAAUUCGCGUCUCGAGAAAAUCCGCAAAAAAAUCGCGUUUCGAGAAAAUCCGCGAAAAAAUUCGUUUCGAGAAAAUCUGCGAAAAAAUUCGUGUCUCGAAAAUCCUUGAAAAAUCGCGUCCAGUGAAAAUGCGUUAGAUUUGCGUCUGAAGAAAGUCCGCGAAAAAAAUUCAAGUCUCGCGAAAAUCCGCGAAAAAAAUUGCGUCUCGAGAAAAUCCGUGAAAAAUUCGCGUCUCCAGAAAAUCCGCGAAAAAAUUUGCGUUCCGCGAAAAUCCGAGAAGAAAUUCGCUUUGUGAAAAAUCCGUGAAAAUCCGUUAGAUUUGCGUCUGAAGACAGUCCGCGAAAAAAUUCGCAUCUCGAGGAAAUCCGCGAAAAAAUUCGAAUCCCUCAAAUUUCCGUGAAAAAAACACUCCGCGAAAAAUUCCGGUCUCGAGAAAAUCUGCGAAAAUAUAUUCAAGUCCCGGAAAAAUCUGAUAGAAAGGUCGCGACCCGCGAAAAUUCGCAUCCCGGGAAAAUCUUCGAAUAUAAACUCAUUGGUUCCGUUCAAUAAUAACCUUUCGAAGAGCCAAAGAGUCACUGAAAACCUAUUCGAAAAUCUACCGGAUUUCUUUCGGUAUCCUUUUGACACUUCAAUCGUCAAUAAUAUCAACAAAAGGAUGCAAAGUUUGCUGCAAAAAGUGAAUUUUUGUGUAAGUUUUGUCGAAUUUCAGGAUGGCAGAACGUUUUAAUUGCAAUUUUAAUACGAUAAAUGUUCCCUUUCUUGAAGAGUUGCUCACUUUUGUGUAACUCUUCGGUUUAAACGGAUUUUUAGGUAAGUUCUCUCUAGAUAUAACCUUCGAAUCGGUAAAGGAAAAACCUCAACCGGAGAGAGCUUUCAAAUCGGAAAAGUUCGACGAAUGUCUUAAUUUCUUUUUUUUUAAAUUGGUCUAAAUUUUCUGGGCUACAACAUAAACAUAAAUGAAUCAAAAUCGCAUGCUUUGAUUUCGAGAUAAAAUACAAAACGUGAUUUUUAACCGGUUUUUGAAUCAACUAAUGGCACAGGAAUCGUCGUACGCGCGCGUAGAUAUAUUUUUAAAAAAAAAAUAUGAAGAUAUCUCUUUCCAAACCGGAAAUAUUGCAUACUACGGAUGGCCGGACGGACGGACGGCCAGAUCCGAAGUUGCCGACUUAUGAUUUUCGGCAUCAGGGAUGUUCAAAACAUCUACCCUGUGAAUUUCAGCUCGAUCUGAGCACUUUGAGAAAAUUCGAGGAUUACAAUAGCUGUGAUUAUGAAGGAAUUACACCUAAUUGCAGUAGCAUUUUGAAUUUCCCUUGGCCAGUAAAGGAAAUUAUCUUUUGUACUCGAUAACAAAAAAAAAAUAUCCCAGUUGCUAAAAAAUUUCCCAAUUUGCUCUGUCAUUUUUGUGUCUUUGUAUUUUUGUUUUAGUUUUUUUCUCUAUUAUUUUUUUUUUAAUAAAAGAAAAAAUUAAAAAAAAAAAAAUAUUGAAAUUGCCAAAAAAUCCGCCAUGCCGCUGCUCACACAUUUAAUUUUCAGUAAAAAAAACACAUUUUUCAAAAAAAAAAGAAAAAAUAGUAAAAAAAAAUCACAUUCACACGCUAUCAUCACAUUUUAGAGUCAUUUCUAAAUAUAUAAAUAUAUAUAUAUAUAUUUAUAUAUUGUGCAAAAAUGACAAGAAAAAAACAGCUAAAUUUUUGUUGUGUAUUUUCUAACCUCUUUUUUCUGUUACUGUUUUUUUCUUCACUAUUUUUCUCUGUUUCUUCCUUUUUUUCCUCAUCAUUUAGAUUUUGGACAUUCAGACGGUGAAUUUUAGGCGAUCGUAUUAACAAAAAAACAAAAAAAAACACAAAAAAAAGAUCAUGGAAUUACACAAAAACAAAAUGAAUUAAAAUGAUACAUCGCGCCAUCUGUGAGAGAAAACAUUUUCACAAAAAAAAACACACAUGAACUUACAAAAGAAUUACAAAAAGAAAAAGAAAUAGAGAAAAUUCAGCAUAACUUGGCCUGGUUCAGCAUAAAAAAAACACACAAACAUUACAGAGAACUACAUUAAUCACUUCAUCAUCAAUCCCCCUGGCCACUCCAUUUUCUCAUGGUGUCCGCAGACACCUCCGUGGACAGAGUCUCCGAGUGUCUAACGGAGUCUCCAUGGACAUCAAAGCCGAAUCACUCAUCUUCGGUUUUAUUUUUUUUAUUAAUUUCUCUAUUUUCCUUUUUUGUAUUGUCUCCCCUGUCCCACUUUUGCCCCUAAGGACAAUUUUAGUAUGGAAAAAAAAAUAAAACAAAAUGAUGCAUUUUGGACUAAAGAAACACAGA
Molecule: messenger RNA, 5841 nt
Organism: Phlebotomus papatasi
Lineage: Eukaryota; Metazoa; Arthropoda; Insecta; Diptera; Psychodidae
Product: Y-box-binding protein 1-like
Exons: 3
Coding region: 331-1461 (376 amino acids)
Biological process (GO): regulation of gene expression
Cellular component (GO): nucleus
Molecular function (GO): nucleic acid binding
Source: RefSeq, a predicted model, not a curated record